Molecule: messenger RNA, 1731 nt
Organism: Jaculus jaculus (lesser Egyptian jerboa)
Lineage: Eukaryota; Metazoa; Chordata; Mammalia; Rodentia; Dipodidae
Gene: Iqank1
Product: IQ motif and ankyrin repeat containing 1
Exons: 13
Coding region: 1-1731 (576 amino acids)
Biological process (GO): regulation of barbed-end actin filament capping
Cellular component (GO): cytoplasm; nucleus
Molecular function (GO): protein binding
Source: RefSeq, a predicted model, not a curated record
AUGAGCAGUAAGAAGGGGGUGGCCAAAGCUGCAACAGGGAAGUGGCAGGCAUCCCACCCUCGACCCAAGACACGAGCUACUGCUGGGAAGCUUCAAGAGAACCGUCAAUCACAGAAGAAGACAGGCCCGAUAGCCAGGGCACCCUCCAACCCUGAGAACCCAGAGGCCCCUGCAGGGCCAGCUGCUGAGGACCGAGCCGCCAUUGUUAUCCAGUGUGCCUUCCGGCAACACCUGGCGAGAAAGGAACGGGUCCAGCGUGAGCAGGAGCGCCGGGAGUACCUGGAGCAGAUGGAGAAGCUGCAACAGGAGGCCUACUUGGCGCUGGUGCGCAGGGAGCAGGAGGCGGCGCGGCGGCAGCGCGAGCAGGAGGAGGCGGCGGAGCGCGCGAGGCGGGAGGAACUGCAGCGCCGCCGCCGCCUGCUGGACGCCGCCUUCGAGGGGGACGUGGGCGAGAUCCGCGCCGUGCUGGCCGAGGUGGAGCGGGCGCUGACCCGCGAGGGUGUGGGCCACUACGAGGCGGGCCAGGCGCGGCGGCUGCAGCGGCGCAUGGCCACCGUGGAGUGCGAGGACGGGCACGGGAACACGCCGCUGUCCGAGGCGGCCGCGGGCGGGCAGGCCCUGGCCAUUCAGCUGCUGGCCGAGCUGGGCGCCAGCCCCAACAGCAAGGGCUCCUUUGGCAGGACGCCGCUGUACCGAGCCGCCUUCGGGGGUCACCUGGAAGCUGUGGAGGUGCUCCUAAAGCUCGGAGCUGACCCCCGCGUGUAUGCAGACGAUGGGAGCACUCCAGAGCAGGUGGCCUCACUGCCCACAGUGGCCAGUGUGCUGCAGUCGUGGGACCUAAGCCUCACAGAGGCCAUGCUCCAGAACAUGGAGGCUGAGCGGCAGCGCCGGGCCCAGGAGGCCCAGAAGCACAAGGAAGCAGAAGCCAAGCGGUGUUCCAGCAUCAACCUCAAGGUACAGCAGCUGACCAAGGAGCAGCAACAGUGUCACAAGGAGCUGCAGCAGGCCUACUGCGAGCUCAACAGAAGGAUCACAGAGCAUGACAAAUGUGAGCAGAAGUGCAUGGGCAAGACCGAACUCACACUGCAGGCCAUCAAGGAUGCAGAGGCCCAAGUGGACAGACUGCGGCAGGAGGCACAGAAGGCUGAGGACAUGCUGGCCAUGGCCAGGCUGGAGCUGCGGGAGCAGACCCAGGAGGAGGAGGAGGCAGAGCCUGGACUGAAGUGCCAGGUCACUGAACUCCAUGAUGUGCUAAUGAAGGACGUGGGUGACCGAAUCCGCGCUGAUGGACGGUGGCCUCUUGUCAUUGACCCUUCCGGCCAGGCAGCCAUCUUCUUACGCUAUCAGGAUACCAACUACGUGGACACCAUGAAUCCAGAGCACUUGCGGCCAGAGAGGAUUCGGCUGGCUCUGCUGGGGGCACUCAGGUACGGGAAGCCGUUGGUGUUUGACCUGCGUGAGGUGAACCUGUUCUCAGCCGUGCAGCAGCAGCUGGAGGCAGUGCAGCCUGGCCUGGCACAGGCGCUGCUGAGCCGCGGGCUGCUGGUACAGGAAGGGUACCUGUCACUGCUGCGGCCCACUGAUGGGCCCGAGUACAGCCCCACCCAGUUCCAGGAGGCGCGCCUAGAGCACUUUCGUCUCUUCUUUGUCACCCGGGUACGGUGGCCACCAGCUGACCAGCUGCAGGUCCUACUCCCAGUGCGUGUACAGCUGCCCAGUGGGGGCAUCUAG